Messenger RNA from Magnolia sinica, 316 nucleotides. Its product is annotated as DNA topoisomerase 6 subunit B-like. The record is from RefSeq and is a predicted model, not a curated record. The coding region runs from base 14 to 316 and encodes 100 amino acids. The transcript is spliced from 2 exons. Lineage: Eukaryota; Viridiplantae; Streptophyta; Magnoliopsida; Magnoliales; Magnoliaceae.
AUUUGUUUCAGACAUGCCAGACAAAAAUGUUACAAUACAGUUUGCACGAAGAACAGAUGUAAUGCCUCCAGUUCCUAUUGAAACAAGGCACCAUCCCUCUGCUGUUGAUUUACUGCUUAUCAAACGCCUUGCUGCAGAGACUUCAAAACAGACCCUUCUGCAGUUUCUCCAGCAUGAAUUUGUGAACAUUGGCAAAUCCUAUGCAGAGCGUUUAAUAGGCAUGUAUUCACGUUUGCAACCCCUCUUUCACUCGAGGAGUCAUUUGAAUGGAACUCACUCUGCAGCUGUUGUUAUGGCAUCUGGGCUGAUUUUAUGA